AUGGUUAGGCUCGAUCGCGAGCGGUCUCCAGAGGUCAUUCGAAGUCGACGCUUGAACCUCGUUUACUCGGAUUUUUGGUUCCUCGAUGGAAACAUUGUUCUCGUCGCCGAAUCAGCUGCCUUCAAAGUCCAUCGCGGCCAGCUGGAACGACAAUCAGAGGUAUUUAGCGACCUUUUCUCAAUACCGCAACCUCAAGAGCAAGAACUCAUCGAUGGCUGUAACUGGGUGGAAUUGCACGAUCGUGCGUCUGACCUAUUUUACUUCUUAAGCGCGAUUUACGAUGGGUUAUACUUCAAGAAUCCUUGCCCGGAAGACUUCCCUGUCGUCGCUUCUGUCCUUCGGUUAUCAACCAAGUACCUUGCGGAACAUCUUCGAGUAAGGUGUCUGGCGCGCCUUGACCUGGACUGGCCUACUAGCCUCGGUGGCUGGGAUAUGCGAGAACUUCAGGCAACAGAUUCCCAUGGCCGUUACUUUCCUCGAGAAGCCUAUCCGAAUCCCAUCCUCGUCAUUGAGCUUGCCCUUGAAAUGAGUCUUCCAUCGAUUCUUCCAUCGGCGUUCUAUGAUCUCUCGCGUUACGGUCCGAGCAAAAUCUUCGCGGGAGCUACCUAUCCUCCUUGCGCAUUCGACGUAAUAGUCUCAAAAAACUCAAGUAUCCCUCCUUUCCUCCAAUCCGUCACCCUCCCCCUUGAUAUGAUUAUUCGGACUUUCCGAGGACGCGAGACGGCCCAGCGUUACUUAGCAGACUUCGUUGCCAGGGAGCUGGACUGUCGAGAACCAUGCGCACAAUGCGCGAACCGCGGAGAUAAGGACUACCCGAGCGGGGCGUGCCACGAAUCCUUUUACUUCAUCAAGCUGAACGUCCUUCGCUCAGUCGGUGGGAUCGCAACAGGAAGGGACGCGGAUCCUCUCUUCUCCUUCGUUCAAGCGGCGGAGAUGCUGACACGUACGGACUUUUCCGAUGGACAACGACAGUGCGGGUUGAAUAUUUGCUAUCCUUGCAAGCUCGACUUUGCCGCCUGCGUUUCGAAAGCGAGAAAGGAAGUCUGGGAUUUACUGCCCUUUUGGUUUGGGCUGCUCGACGACGCAAAGACGGAGAAUGCUGUCAACCUGGAUUAG
Molecule: messenger RNA, 1116 nt
Organism: Laccaria bicolor S238N-H82
Lineage: Eukaryota; Fungi; Basidiomycota; Agaricomycetes; Agaricales; Hydnangiaceae
Exons: 3
Coding region: 1-1116 (371 amino acids)
Molecular function (GO): protein binding
Source: RefSeq, a predicted model, not a curated record